AUGAAGCCUUUUGUUACAGGCCAUGAGGACUUGGUCCACGAUUUGGCGUACGAUUUUUAUGGCAGACACGUUGCUACAUGUUCAUCGGACCAGCACAUCAAAGUUUUCAGGUUGGAUAGAGAAACGAACGAAUGGCAGCUGAGCGAUUCUUGGAAAGCUCACGAUAGCUCAGUGGUAAGUCUGGAUUGGGCAAGCCCAGAAUAUGGAAGAAUUAUUGCCUCAGUUUCAUACGACAAGCUGAUUAGAUUAUGGGAAGAAGAACCAGAUGCUCCAGAGUGUUCAGGACGCAGAUGGACCAAGCUUUGCACGUUGAAUGAUGCUACAGGCCCACUUUUCAGCGUGAAAUUUGCCCCGGGCCAUUUGGGUUUGAAGCUAGGAGCUUUAGGCAACGACGGAACUCUAAGAAUAUAUGAAGCGCUAGAACCAUCGGAUUUGAGGUCCUGGAGUCUAACGUCUGAAAUUCCCGUACUUGGAUCUCCACCCGCUUCUCAUCUACAGUCUGAUUUUUGCCUGACAUGGUGCCCGUCCAGAUUUCUGCGCGAAACUCUACUUGUAUGUGCUUUAGACCAGGCCUUGAUCUACCAAAAAGACAAAAAUGACAAAAUGUACGUGGCUGCUAAGCUUGAAGGUCAUGAAGGCCUGAUCAGAUCCGUCAGUUGGGCCUCCUCAAUUGGCAGAUGGUACCAGUUGAUCGCCACUGGUUGUAAAGACGGGAAAGUUCGAAUUUUUAAAGUCACGGAAACAUUGAAGGGCGCAGAUGGAGGCAAACGCGAUGAAGAUUCCAUGAGCGUUGAUCAAGAUAGCGAUUCUUCUGAAAACAACGGCAAGGAUUCCGGACUGAAUGUUGAGUUGGUCAGUGAAAGUGCUGACCACAAGGGCGAGGUGUGGUCUGUAUCUUGGAAUCUAACUGGCACCAUCCUCAGCUCUGCGGGAGACGAUGGGAAAGUUCGUUUGUGGAAAUCAUCGUACUCGAAUGAAUUUAAGUGUGUUUCUGUCAUCAGCGCUCAUCAGCGGUCAUGA
Molecule: messenger RNA, 1020 nt
Organism: Lachancea sp. 'fantastica'
Lineage: Eukaryota; Fungi; Ascomycota; Saccharomycetes; Saccharomycetales; Saccharomycetaceae
Source: the annotation of a GenBank genome assembly